CUACAAAUUGUACCCCAUUUGUACACCGCAGUUAUACACAAACAUUUUGAUGGUUUACACCGAUAUAAGUGUUGGUGCAUUAACAAAAAUUUACACAGAUACAAAGUGCUGGUGCACUAAUAAAAAUUAAUUUUACACCUGUUGGUGCAACCUGAGUGUUUACCCUAAAUUUAAAUAGCCGAGCGGCACUCAACGACCGUCAUUCUCACAUUUUCUCGCGCUCCUUCAAUUCGAACAAAUGCAUCGGCAAUCCCUCGGCUCGCCCGGAUCGAAGCUCCACCACGCUCAAGGAGGCCGCGACGACGCCUCAUCCGCCGGCGUCACAGCGGCGGAUUCCUUCGUCGCUAUCCAAGUCAACUACGCCGGAGAAGACGAGGAACGCAAGUCCGCCAAGCAUCUCUCCAAAUCCGAGUACUUCGUCCAUCUCAUCCCCGUCCUGACUCUAAUUUGCUUCCUCAUCCUCUACCUCUCGUCUCGCACUCCUUAUGAGAACGAAAUGGCUCAGUUCAGAGGGUUCAAGGCAUUUCCUAAACCUGAAGAUGCGGCGGAGACUGGAAAUGCUGUUGACGAUUUCCAGAAAAAUGUGGAUAUCGGUAGAGGGGAUAUUUUGGCCAUUGGACGGCCGAGGAACCUGCGAGGGAAAGGCAGAGACGCAGACGGAGGAAAAUGACGGAUUUUUAGACUGCAAUGUAUACUUGUGAGUGUUGCUGGUUUUUGCCAUUUUUUCUGUUUCAGUCAUGAGUCAUGACUGUGUUCAUUUUUUGUUUCCUUCUGUGUGACUGUCCAUUUCAUCACGCCUAUUGUCAAGUUGCCAUUUAAUUGGAGUACCAAUUGAGGAUUAGAUAGUUCACAAAAAGUUUGGGGAACCCUACAUUUGAGAGCAUAGUGUCUUGCAUACACAUAUAGUAUAAUACCGAGUACUACGUAAUUGUCGUAUUU
Messenger RNA from Cuscuta campestris, 939 nucleotides. The record is from the annotation of a GenBank genome assembly. Lineage: Eukaryota; Viridiplantae; Streptophyta; Magnoliopsida; Solanales; Convolvulaceae.